Racocetra fulgida is the source of this 359-nucleotide messenger RNA. The record is from the annotation of a GenBank genome assembly. NCBI's taxonomy places the organism in Eukaryota, Fungi, Glomeromycota, Glomeromycetes, Diversisporales, Gigasporaceae.
CUCGUUUGGCGCAAAAUGCUCCUGUCUAUGGAAAUGGUGGUUCUGCUUUUGUAGAUGCAAAUGGUGAUAUUUAUAAUAAUGAAAGAAAGGCUCAUUUGGCGCAAAAUGCUCCUGUCUAUAAAAACGGUGGUUCUGCUUUUGUAGAUGCAAACGGUAAUGUUUGUAAUAAUGAAAGAAAGGCUCGUUUGGCGCAAAAUGCUCCUGUCUAUGGAAAUGGUGGUUCUGCUUUUGUAGAUGCAAACGGUGAUGUUUGUAAUAAUAAAAGAAAGGCUCGUUUGGCGCAAAAUGCUCCUGACUAUGAAAACAGUGGUUCUGCUUUUGUAGAUGCAAAUGGUGAUGUUUAUAAUAAUGAAAGAAAA